Salarias fasciatus (jewelled blenny) is the source of this 12094-nucleotide messenger RNA. RefSeq names its product lysosomal trafficking regulator (gene lyst). Gene Ontology annotation, molecular function: protein binding. The record is from RefSeq and is a predicted model, not a curated record. The transcript has 54 exons. Lineage: Eukaryota; Metazoa; Chordata; Actinopteri; Blenniiformes; Blenniidae. The coding region runs from base 123 to 11762 and encodes 3879 amino acids.
AACCUGCGAUGAGAGUCUCUGGGGGAGAUUGGGGGCAGUCCGGGAUGCCUGCAGCCUCCCGGGGGUGAUCUGGGACUUCUGUGAACGGCCGGACCGGUGCUGAUCCCGGAGGAGAGGACGACAUGGCCAGUCCCGUGCAGACAGAUCUGUCGUAUGCAUGGGAGAAGUACAUGGACUGCAGGCUGCAGGGAGCGGAUCUACAGGUUAGCCUUCAGAGUCUGGAGAACUUCCUCUGUCUCUUCCACUAUGUGCAGCACCACCCGGGCCUCGGCAACAGAGAUGCUCUAAAAUUCUGCUCAGACAUGAGUGGAGCCAGUAACACACUGGCGAGGGAGUUCCUGACGGAUGUACACCAAUUAUGCAGUGCGGUGGCCCAGAGAGCGGAAGCACGGGAGGAGGAUGAGGAGGAGAGUCACAUGGUGGCACUGGGCGAGUACCUGGUCAGGGGGCGAGGCUUCCUGCUGCUCAGCACCCUGGACUCAAUUAUUGACCAGGAGCUGACCUGCCGGGAGGAGCUGCUCACUCUGCUGCUGUCUCUGCUCCCGCUGGUGUGGAAGAUUCCCGUGCAGGAAGAAAAAGCCCCAGAUUUCACCCUGCCGUCCCUACUCGAGGUAUUCCUAAGCCAGGAGGUGAAGGCCGUCCCUCUCAGAACAGGACAGAAAGCGGCCACAGAUGAACUGAACACUGGCAAGAGGGCCCGCGUCGGCAGCGGCACCUGGAAAUCACGGCGGUCGCGCCGGACGGCGCAGCGGUACUCUGUAAAAGAUGCUCGCAAGUCUCAGGUAUCUACCUCAGAUUCAGAAGCCAAUUCUGAAGACAAACCCGUGCUGGGCCCGGGUGGUGUAAGGAGCCGACGAUCCCACGGCUCCACCAUCCAGGUGAGCUGCCAGCAUCACCGUUCAGAGGCCUCGCACUUACCGACCAAUACCAGCGCCGCCACCGAAACCAUGAGUGCACCGUACCCCCACCCCCGCGCUCCCGGAGCCCAGAUGGCGGACGCCGAAACCCUGACGGAUCCAGCUGCAAUAUCAAUAUUCAAUCGCAUGGAAAACUCGCCCUUUGAUCUAUGCCAUGUGUUGCUGUCCCUGCUCGAGAAGGUGUGCAAGUUCGACAUGAGCAUCAACCACAACCCAGGUCUGGCGGUCAGCGUUGUACCGACGCUCACAGAGAUCCUGACAGAGUUUGGAGACUGCUGUGGUCCGGGAGGUGGCGGCGGAACAGGGGCGGAGGAGCUUGCCGGAGGCUGGACGGAGGAGCCGAUCGCGCUGGUCCAGAGGAUGCUGCUCCGCACCAUCUUGCACCUCAUGUCUGUGGAUGUGAGUCAGAACGACAGCAUACCGGACAGCCUGCGGCGGAGUUUGACCGACUUGCUGCGAGCCACUCUGAAAAUCCGAAGCUGCUUGGACAGGCAGAGCAACCCUUUUGCUCCGCGGCACAAGAAGACACUGCAAGAGGUCCAGGAUGAUUUCUCAUUCUCCCGUUACCGUCACCGAGCACUUCUGCUUCCGGAGCUUUUAGAGGGAGUACUGCAGGUUCUUCUGGGAUGCCUUCAAGCUUCCACACCCAACCCGUUUUUUUUCAGCCAAGCUCUGGAGCUCAUCCACGAGUUUGUCCAGCACCGUGGCCUGGAGCUCUUCGAGGCCACGGUGCUGCGACUGGAGGGACUCGGCCGGGCAAGAGACUCUGAAGUGGGAGGCGAGGCCUCAGAGAGGCUACGAGGUCUCAUCGCUGGCGUCUUUAAGAUGAUCAGUGCCGUGAAGAAGGCAAAGUCGGAGCAGCUGCAUCAGUCCGUAUGUGCCCGCCGCCGCCACCGUCGUUGCGAAUACUCCCACUUCCUCCAUCACCACAGAGACCUGUCGGGUUUGCCCGUCUCUGCUUUCAAGCAGGCCGCAAGACGCAACCCCUUCGAGGAGGACGGGGACGGUAAAGAUGGACUGGAGGGCGAUGCGGUGCACUACCCUGAGCGCUGCUGCUGCCUGGCAGCCUGCGCCCAUCAGUGUCUGCGGCUCUUGCAGCGUCUGUCCCCCAACGGGCCCGCCGUGUUGCAGGUGCUGGCCGGUGUGCAGGCUGUCGGGAUCUGCUGUUGUAUGGACCCUCGCUCGGUGGUAGGACCCCUGCUACAUGCCUUCCAGGCUCCAGGCCUGCGUAGCUACCAGUCUCAUGUACUCAGUGUGCUGGCCAGGCUGAUUUUAGACCAGCUGGGUGGGGGUCAGCCUUCAGAGAAGGCCAAGCUGGCCUCCUGUAACAUCUGCACUCUGGACAGCAGCCAGCUGCCCGGCCUGGAGGAGACUCUGCAGCAUGGAGAACAUUCAGCCAUCGCUACCAGCCUCUGUUACCGCUCCCAGGGUAUUCUGCCGAGCGGAGGGGGAGCCGAGGACAUGCUCUGGAAGUGGGACGCUCUGGAGGCUUACCAGGAGCUCGUGUUCGGUGAGGAAUGGCAGCUGAGCCAGCAGAUCGCUGGCCACGUGUGCCACCUGACCCUGAGGGGCAACGCUAUAGUGCAAUGGCAGCUCUACACACACAUCUUCAACCCCGUGCUGCAGAGAGGCGUCGAGCUGGCCCACCAUGCCCAGCAGCUGGGUGUCUCAACCGUCUGUACUCAGGUCUGCAGCUAUCACACGCAGUGCCUGCCCGUGGAGGUGCUCCUUGUUUACCUGCAAACAUUACCUGCGCUACUAAAAUCAAGGGUGAUCCGAGAUCUUUUCAUCAGUUGUAACGGACUCAACCAGGUGACGGAGCUGGUCUACCUGGACCAGACUCGCUCGUUAGCUCUGAAGGUGUUUGAGACUCUUAUCAUCGGGAUUGGACACCAGCAGACUGACGGGGUGCUUCUGGACCUGGAGGGUGCCGAUGUGGAGGAGAGAGAGGCUAUCCUUGGUCUGGCCGAUGAGCUGGGGUCCCGGGGGGGCGGGGAGGGUCCGCAGAGCCUCAGCAAGUUCUACGAGGGCCUGAGGGAGGCACAUCCCCGUCACAAGACCCGCGGCGGGCACGGCCGCGGGCCGGGACGCAGCCGGACCGAGACGCACCUCCACGUCAUCAACCUGUUCCUGUGCGUGGCGUUCCUCUGCGUCAGCAAAGAGGCCGAUUCCGACCGGGACUCCGCCAACGACUCUGAGGACACUUCCGGCUACGACAGCACGGCGAGCGAGCCUCUCGGCGGGCGGCUGCCGUACCUGUCCCCCGACAGCGUGGCUCUGCCCUCCAGAGAGCAGGUGCGGCGUGCCGCCGACGUUUGGUCGGUGUGCCGGUGGAUUUACCUCAGCAGCCCUUUGUUUCAGAGGCAGUUCUUCAGGCUGGGAGGACUGGAUGUCUGCCUGCGCCUCAUGACCAUGGUCAUCCAGAAACUCUCCUGUAAGACCAAGGACGGAAAAGCAAAGAAGAAGAGAGACGGUAAAGUGAGAAGCAGCCCCGAAUCCUCGGCUCCAGCCGCUGCGCUGGGACAGGAGGAGGCUGAAGGAAAGACUAAAGACCCAGCAAAGAGGCUGGAGGAGGAGUGGCAGCUGCAAAGUAUUCGUCUCCUGGAAGCCUUGCUGGCUAUUUGUCUGCACAGCGCCAACUCCGCCCUGCAGAGGAUCGAGCCCGAGCUUUCUUAUCAGCUGCAGACGGUGGAGGAGAUGCUGUUCGAGGUGAGAGACCAGCUCUCUCGCUCGGGAAUGGUGAACUCUGACCUUGCUGUCCCACUGUUCGACUCUCUGCUGAGAGUCGCCGUGGCCGAGGUGUCGUCCUGUCCCGACCCUCCCGAGGAGAAGCCUGACAGGAAGCUGCAGGUUCUGGUGGAGGGGGCGGCCCCAGCCGGCGAUCUCUCCGAGGAGGUGGACGAGGUGCAGAGCUGCGGCGUCAAGCCCCCGGGGGAGGAGGAGGGCUACGACGCCGACAGCGAGAGCAACCCCGAGGACAUGGCUAAGCAGGAAGAGGGUGUGAAGGUGGAGUCGGCGGCGGCGCGUGAGUUUGCGGCGGCGGCGGUGGCGGACGGGCCCGGGCGUGGCGUGCUCCUCUUCCCCGAGAUCUGCACCAUGGAGCUGCAGCUUCUUGCCUCCGGCUCGCCUGACCUGGAGGUUCUCAGUCACGUGUUGCACAGCCUGCUCGGCGCAGUGAACGCCAACCGCCGCAAUGCCGCCUUACUCUAUGAGCAGGGAGGAGUCAAAACUAUUCUGUCUGGCUUUCACAACAUCCUCAGUCAAACAGACCCCUCUUAUCCAGACUGCCAGACGGUGCUGGUGGAGCUGCUGGUUGCCAUGGUGAGCCAGCGGAUCACAGCGGAGGAACUGGCUCUAUUGAUUCGCCUCUUCCUGGAGAAGACCCCACCUACUGAAAUUUUGCUGAAGGGCAUCUUGCAAAUCGUGGAAGCCAACAUGUAUGUGGAGCCUCUUCAUUUCCUGACCUUUCCGGUAACGCUCGGGGCUUUGACGCCGGGGGGCCUGUCCCCCGGCUCCAGGCAAAACUGCACCGCCGGAGGCAAAAGCGUCGGUUUGCUGUGGAAGGGCAAACUGUCUCCCGCCCGGCGGGAGGGGGACGCCGAGUACCGACCCAGCCACCUGCGCUCUUCUCCCUGGCACAUGGCCCCCCUCCACCUGCCUUUAGUGGGACAGAACUGCUGGCCCCACAUGGCGAGCGGCUUCAGUGCCUCUAUGUGGCUCAGGGUGGCAGAGCAGGAGGAGAAGGAUGUGGACAGAGAAAAAGAAAAAAGUAACCUGCCUCCUGGCGAGUCGCACAACGGCUCAUCUCAGGCAACAACAAGAUUAGUAGAGGAAGGCCUCAUUCAUAUUCUGUCCAUGGGCUCCAAAGCACUGAUGCUUCAAGUGUGGGCAGACUUCUCCACAGGCGCUCUCACAUUCAGGAUUUGUAUAGACCCGAACGAUGAGAUAAAAGCCGGGCUGCUGGCGCAGGCCGACUCUGGCGAGGGAGUGCUCAGAGGAGGCCAGUGGCAGCACCUCAGCCUCACCUACAGCCAGCAGCCGGAAGGCAAGAAGAACAUCCACGGCCGCGUCGUCGUCUGGGUGUGCGGCAUCUGGAAAUGUGAGGUUUCGCUGGAUUACACUCUACCCAGGAAGUCUAGUUUGUCAUCUGACAGCAACAAAACCUUCUGCAUGCUGGGCCACUGCACGCCGUCGCCCGAGGAGCUGCUGAAGCAGGGCGGGCGCUGGAGCAUGGGCACUGUGCUCCUUUUUAAUGGGUCUCGAAUUGGAUCUGAGGAGGCCUUCUUCCUGUACGCCAGUGGGCCGGACCUCACCUCGAUCAUGCCCUGCAAGUACGGCAAGCCGAAUGCGAUCUUCUCCAAGUUUGUCACUCAGGAAGGUCUGAAGUGUGAACAUGUGAGAGAGAUCCUGAUGAAGAGCAAGGACGUAGAAACUACAAGUUUGGUUGAGAGCCUGGCGGUAGUUUACGCCCCCAGCAGUCCCAGAGUCUACACCAUCUAUGAGCCCGUCAUCCGACUGAAAGGCCAGGCCAAGACGGUGGUCACCCAGCGGCCCUUCAGCUCCAAAGAGGUGCAGAGUGUUUCCCUGGAGCCCGGCGCCCUCAGAGCCCUGUUGCCCACUGAGACCCUCGGCCUGCAGAGCGUCCUGCACAAAAUCGGAGGGACGGGAAAUUUUGUCUUCCUCUUCGCACAGACGGUGGAGCUCAGCGACUGUGAGCAGACUCAGGCUCUGGCCCUGCGUGUGCUUUUGUCUCUGUCCAAGUUCAACCAACACCGCAUCCAUGAGAUGGACUGUUACCAUGGUUACUCCAUGAUCCAUCAGGUCCUCAUCAAGUCCAAGUGCAUUGUGGGAUAUCAUAUGCUGAAAACCCUACUGGACGGGUGCUGCAGCGGUCCCCUGCUCGUUCUCGGGGAUGAUGGGCAGUUCCGCUUGGACACCGAGUCCAUCGCUGUGGUGCAGGACACCAGACUCCUCUCAGAUGUUCUGCUCGAUUGGAAAAUCUGGGCCAAGGCCGAGCGUGGGGUUUGGGAAACGCUGCUUGCUGCCUUGGAGAUCCUCAUCAGAGUUCACCACCCUCACCAGGUCUUCAACAUCCGUCAGUUCCUCAAGGCUGAAGUAUUGCAUCGCUUUCUUCUCACCUGCCAGGUGUUACAGGAGCAUCGGGACGAGCAUCUGACCGCCAUACCGCAGGAAGUGUGUUUAUCAUUCAUCAAAAUCAUCCAGGAGGUGCUGGGCUCACCUCCGGACAUGGACCUGCUGAAACUCAUCUAUAACUUCCUGCUGGCCGUUCACCCGCCGACCAACACCUACGUUUGUCACACUCCAUCCAGCUUCUACUUCUCGCUUCACAUCGAUGGGAAGCUGUACCAGGAGAAGGUUCAGUCCAUUAUGUACCUGAGACACUCCAACAGCGGAGGAAAGUCUGCCUGCAGCUCGGUGGUGUCGCUCUCCCCGACCGUCUUCAGCGACGCUGCUCAUGAAGGUCAUCUUCAUGCUCCGUCCCCUGAACACGGAGGUGACGAUCAGUCGUUGCGGCCUCCCAGCAUGGCUCCGUCCCCGUCCCCGUACUCCUCCCCUCUGCUGACGCCCCGACUCGGACACGGCCCCUCAAAGGAAGGGAGCGAUGGCGAUGGGGUGUGUCUGGCUACCCAGCAGGCUCUGGGGAGCACGGAGACUCUGAAGAAGGGCGGCGCCGACGAGCAGCUCCUGAGCAGCUGCGAGUCGGCCAAGACGAUCUGCGAGUCCAAGGACACGGGCGAGGCGGCGGCCCCGCGCACCCCGUCCAUCAGCGUGGAAGAGGAGCGGGACGACGCGGCGGAGGUGGACAGCUUGGCGGAGGGCAGCGUCGGGGUGGCGGAGUCCGAGGACAGGUUCGACUGGGCCAGCGACGAAGCGCCGCGCCGCCCCGACAGCCUGAAAGGCAUCCAGUCCUUCCAGAGGAGCCACAGCAACCUGGCCAGCCUGGGUCUGGCCUUCCCCGCCCCCAACGGCUCGCUGACCAUCGGCCGCUGGCCCAGCGCCGCCGACCGGGGCUCCGUGCCCGAAGACUGGGAGAGCUACACCUACUCUCCUGGCUACGAGAGAGCUCACAGCAAGGCCGAGUCCAAUGAAAGGUCCAGCACGGAGGACUGCCUGGUGCUGAUCUGCUGCGGACUCUACGACCUGUUGAGGGGGGUCCUGCUGCUGUUACCUGACCUCAUGCUGGAGGAAGUGAUGGACAAGCUGAUCCAGCCAGAGGCGCUCAUUGCUCUCGUCAAUCACUCGUCACCUCUCAUUCAGCAAGGAGUCAUGAAGCUCCUGGACGCCUAUUUCAGCCGGGCUGUGAAGGAGCAGAAGGAGAAGUUCCUGAAGAACCACGGCUUCUCGCUGCUCGCCAACCAGCUGUACAUCCACCAAGGCAGCCAGGGCCUCCUCGAGUGCUUCCUGGAGAUGCUGUUUGGACGACCGGUGGGCCUGGAGGAGGACCUGGACCUGGAGGAAAUGGAAAACAUCCCGGCUUUCAGAAAGCGCUGCAUCAUCCCAGUGCUGGGCCUUAUCGAGAACUCCCUGUACGAGAACUCCUUGGUGCACAACAUCCUGUGCAUGCUGCUGCAGCUCGUCAACGCCUGCCCCAAGCUGGCAGACAUCCUGCUGGACCACGGGCUGCUCUACGUGCUCUUCAACACCCUCUCCACCCUCAACGGCAUGGAGAACGGUAUUCCCCUGAAUGACUACAAGCUCCUGGUGUGUGACAUCCAGCAGAUGUUGGUCGCCGUGACGAUCCAUUCCUGCAGCUCCUCGGGGUCCCAGUACUUUCGCAUCAUCGAAGACCUCAUUACCUUGUUGGGUUUCAUGCAGACGAGUAAGAUGCGUCGCACGCAGGAGAUGGCCGUCGCCCUGCAGUUCCGUGUGCUCCAGUCCGCCAUCGAGUUCAUCAAGACGACGGCCAACCAGGAGCCUCAGAAGCUCAGCAGCUCCGUCAACGCCCCGAGCUCGCCGCACCACGCCAUCUACCAGAAGCGCAAGAGCAUCGCAGGUUCCAUUGCCAUGAAAGACUCCAUUAUCCCCCGCAUCCCCCGGCAGCACUACUGCUCCUAUGGCCAGAUCCCCCCCUUCACUCCCUUCAGCUUCCUGUCCCAGGACUCCCCCCUCCCCUCCCCCUCCGGGCCUCCAUCCUACAUGCUCCACUGCGAUGCAGGUCGGCGGCGGUUCUCUCUGGCCCAGACUGACUCUCUCCUGAUGCGGAUGCGCUCUGUAGCCAGCGACGAGCUCAACCAGAUGAUGCAGAGGAGGAUGAGCCAGGAAAACCCCAUCCGUGCCAGCGAGACGGAGUUCGUCCAGAGGCUGCAGAGGCUCGUGGUCCUCGCCGUCAACAGACUCAUUUACUACGACGUCAGCCAGGACUUAUUCGACCUGCUGAAUAUUCCGGACUCUCCAGACCAGCAGCUUUUCACGCCGGACCCGGGCGAUCAACCGCACGACGAGGGCGGCGCCACCUCCGUGCCGCACUCGCCGACGCCCUUCACUCUGCCCCCGGCCAGCAAGAAAAGCUUUCAGAAAGACAUCCUCAAACUUAUGAUGGAUGGAAUCAAAAUCAGCUUGGGCAGCACGGGCCGCAGUGGAGCUCCACAUCACCAGUGGCGACGGAUCCUCUGGUCCUGUCGGGACACUUUCCGAGUCCAAAUCGGGCGCCUGCUCGUGCACACGCUCAGCCCUGCGCUUCCCCUGUCCGACAGAAAGGAGGCGCUGGAGUUCGUGUUUGACCCCCGACAUCUAGAUAUCCUGAAAGAAAGCCUGAGUCUGAGCCCCAGCCUGGAGCACGGCCCCAAGCUGUCGCUCUACCUGUACGAGAUGCUGCACGACCACAAGGACGGCCUCAGCAGAGACGAGCAGAACGCCGUGGGUGUGUUCAUGACCUCGCUCAAGCUCUGUGGUCACCGCUGCCUCCCGCCCAACGCCCCACACAAACAAGAACUGCUGAAGGCCAUGAAAGAGGAAAAAUUCAAGUAUGAAGCAGAGGAGAAAACAAGUAAAGUUGCAUGGGAGAAGAAAAUGGCUAACACACAGAGGAAUCUUAUCCAGAGGCUGGACGGAAAGUCCAAGGACAUCUCCAAGAUCGCCGCUGAUAUCACUCAGAACGUGUCUCUGCGACAAGGAAUGGAGAGGAAGAAAGUCAUCCAGCACAUCAGGGGCCUCUACAAGACCGACCUCAGCGCCAGCCGCCACUGGCAGGAACUGGUGCAGCAGCUCACGCACGACCGUGCCGUUUGGUACGACCAGACCUCCUACCCGACAUCCUGGCAGCUGGACCCCACAGAGGGGCCGAACCGGGAGCGGCGGCGGCUCCAGAGAUGCUACCUCACCAUCCCCAACAAAUACCUGCUCAAAGACAGACGCAAGGCCGAAGACACAGUGAAGCCGCCGCUGUCCUUCCUCUUCGAGGAUAAGACUCACUCCUCCUUCUCCUCCACCGUCAAAGACAAAGCGACCAGCGAGUCCAUCAGAUUCACCAGACGGUGCGUCAGCGUUGCCCCCUCCAGGGAGACGGCAGGGGAGCUUCUACUGGGAAAGUCUGGGAUGUACUUUGUAGAGGACAAUGCUGCCGACGCGCACGACAACCAGAGUCUCCACGGCGAGACGGAGGCGCCGUCCUUCUCCUGGACGUACGAGGAGAUCAAGGAGGUGCACAAGCGGUGGUGGCAGCUGAGAGACAACGCCGUGGAGAUAUUCCUCACCAACGGCAGGACCCUGCUGUUGGCGUUCGACACCACCAAGUUUCGGGAUGACGUCUACCACAACAUCUUGACCUCUGACCUCCCCAACCUGCUGGAGCACGGAAACAUGUCGGCCCUCACGCAGCUGUGGGGCUCGGGCCAGAUCUCCAACUUCGAGUACCUGACGCACCUCAACAAGCACGCGGGCCGCUCCUUCAACGACCUCAUGCAGUACCCCGUCUUCCCCUUCAUCCUGCGGGAUUACACCAGCGAGACGCUCGACCUGCACGACCCCAACAUCUACAGAAACCUGAUCAAACCCAUUGCGGUGCAGUCGAAGGAGAAGGAGGACCGUUACGUGGAUAACUACAGGUACCUGGAGGAGGAGUACAAGAAGGGGAUACGGGAGGACGACCCCAUGCCGCCCGUGCAGCCGUACCACUACGGCUCGCACUACUCCAACAGCGGCACCGUGCUGCACUUCCUGGUCCGAAUGCCUCCUUUCACCAAGAUGUUCCUUGCCUACCAGGACCAGAGCUUUGAUAUCCCGGACCGGACGUUUCACUCCAUGAACACCACGUGGCGUUUGUCCUCCUACGAGUCCAUGACCGACGUGAAGGAGCUCAUCCCGGAGUUUUUCUACCUCCCAGAGUUCCUGGUCAACAGAGAGGGUUUUGAUUUUGGGGUUCGUCAGAAUGGCGAGAGGGUGAACCAUGUGAAUCUGCCCCCCUGGGCUCGCAACGACCCGCGCCUCUUCAUCCUGAUUCACCGACAAGCCCUGGAGUCGGACCAGGUCUCCCAGACGCUGUGCCAGUGGAUCGACCUGGUGUUCGGGCUGAAGCAGAAAGGCAAAGCUGCCGUCCAGGCCAUCAACGUCUUUCACCCAGCCACGUAUUUUGGCAUGGACGUCUCGGCGGUAGAAGACCCGGUGCAGCGCCGCGCCCUGGAGACGAUGAUCAAGACGUACGGACAGACCCCCAGGCAGCUCUUCAAUGCCUCCCACAUCAGCAGGGCGGGGCCCAAACUCCUGAUGGAGGGGGAGCUGCCGGCGGCCAUGGGCCUCCUCGUUCAUUUCGCCUUCAGAGAAACCAAAGAACAGACCAAGGAAAUCGUCUGCCCGAGCCCGCUGCCGUGGAUCAAAGGCCUGAAGUGGGGUGAAUACGUGGGCUCGCCCUCGGCUCCGGACCCGGUGGUGUGCUUCAGCCAGCCGCACGGGGAGCGGUUCGGAUCCCUGCUGGCCCUGCCGACGCGAGCCAUCUGUGGCCUGUCGCGCAAGUUCUGCCUCAUGAUGAUCUACAGCAAGGAGCAGGGUGUGCGGAGCAUGCACAGCACGGACAUCCAGUGGUCGGCCAUCUUGAGCUGGGGCUACGCCGACAACAUCCUGAGGCUGAAGAGCAAGCAGAGCGAGCCGCCGAUCAACUUCAUUCAGUGUUCGCAACUUCACCAGGUGACCAGCUGCGCCUGGGUGCCUGACGGCUGUCAGCUAUUUACGGGCAGCAAGUGUGGAGUCAUCACCGCCUACAGCAACCGCUUCACCAGCACCACGUCUUCGGAGAUGGAGGUGGAAUCUCAGGUUCACCUGUACGGACACACGGGAGAAGUCACCGGCCUGUUCGUCUGCAAACCCUACAGCAUCCUCAUCAGCGUCAGCGACGACGGCACCUGCAUCCUGUGGGACCUCAACAGACUGUGUUAUGUCCAAAGUCUCACCGGCCACAAAAGUCCGGUGACGGCCGUGUCCGCCAGCGAAACCACCGGCGACAUCGCUACAGUGUGUGACUCGGAGGGUGGAGGCAGCGACCUCCGCCUGUGGACGGUGAACGGCGACCUGAUUGGUCACGUGCACUGCAGAGAGAUCAUCUGCUCCGUGGCGUUCUCCAACCAGCCGGAGGGCGUGUCUGUCAACGUUAUCGCCGGCGGUUUGGAGAAUGGAGUUGUGAGGCUGUGGAGCACCUGGGAUUUGAAACCGGUGAGAGAGAUCACCUUCCCCAAGUCCAGCAAGCCCAUCAUCAGCCUGACGUACUCGUGCGACGGCCACCACCUCUACACGGCCAACAGCGAAGGCACGGUGAUGGCGUGGUGCCGGCGGGACCAGCAGCGCAUGAAGCUGCCCAUGUUCUACUCCUUCCUGAGCAGCUAUGCUGCAGGCUGACUGCGCGUCUGACGUUUCCUUCGGUCCACUUCUCGACACGAGGGACCCAACCCCCCCCCCCCCCUCCCACCACCACCACCUUCCUCUUUUUAGUCUUUCCUCCUCCUGCUGUCGGCGCUGACAGUCCGCAUGGCCUCAAGCUCUCUGAACCCUCGCUGACUUCUAAACAGAGCCAUCCCCAGCUGAGCUAACCGGACCGCCGCCACUCCCGGCCUCCACAACCGACCAUGAAAAUAGUAUUAUAUGUAUAUAGCUAUAUAUUUAUAAACAUACUGAGAAGGAAUGUGGACGGAUGAGAUGACUUGGACGAGGCUGCAACAGACACUUUAUAA